AUGGCGGCUCAUUCCUCAACUUCCAGUAAUAACCGAGCUUUGAGAACCGCAAAUUCUAAUCAGUUUUUUGAAUGGAGGGAGUUUGUAUGGGGAGCUAUAGCUGGAGCAUUUGGAGAAGGAAUAAUGCACCCUAUUGAUACCAUCAAGACUCGGAUUCAAAGCCAGGCUAUUCUAUAUGGAAGUCAAAAUCAAAAGAGCCUGUUACAUAUGGUCCAAUCAGUAUGGAAAAUUGACGGAUUAAAGGGCUUUUAUAGGGGCAUAGCUCCCGGAGUUACUGGUUCACUUGCCACUGGAGCUACAUAUUUUGGUGUUAUUGAAUCCAGUAAGAAAUGGAUUGAAGAAAGACAUCCUAACCUUGACGGUCACUGGGUUCAUUUCAUUGCUGGAGCAGUUGGUGAUACACUGGGUUCAUUUGUAUAUGUUCCAUGUGAAGUUAUGAAGCAGCGAAUGCAAGUUCAAGGCACUAGGUCAUCUUGGAAUUCCCUUCCCAUGAAGAAUAAUAUCUCUAUGAAUCCUGGUAGGCCAAUGUAUGGCUAUUAUUCAGGGAUGUUCCAGGCUGGUCGUUCAAUCUUGAAGGAACAAGGAUUAAGAGGAUUAUAUGCGGGAUAUUGGUCUACACUUGCUAGGGAUGUGCCGUUUGCUGGUCUAAUGGUCAUGUUUUACGAGGCGCUGAAGGAUUUCACCGAGUUUGGGAAGCGAAGAUGGAUGCCUAAUUCAGAUGUUAAUAGCUCCUUGGAAGGACUUGUGUUAGGGGGAUUAGCUGGUGGUAUGAGUGCUUAUCUGACUACUCCCCUGGAUGUGAUAAAAACAAGAAUACAAGUUCAGGGAUCAACUUUAAGGUAUAACGGCUGGUUCGAUGCGGUGAGAACUAUCUGGCGGAGCGAGGGAACGAAGGGAAUGUUUAGGGGUAGCAUACCCAGAAUCACAUGGUAUAUUCCAGCUUCUGCUCUAACUUUUAUGGCUGUGGAAUUUCUGAGAGACCAUUUCAAUGAGAGAUUGGAUGUUAAAUACAAAAACGAAGCUGCUACUUUAUUAGUUGAUAGAAGAGGAACAUUAUGAGAAGCAGCAUUACCUGCUCGAGACUGAAUUGAGUUUCGGUCCAUCAUCGACUCUUGUCGAAUUUUGCAGAUAAACAUUAUAUGUUUUUCAGUACCAAUCAAUCAAGAGGAUCAUUAAUCCAUGACUUGGGGAGUGGUCUGUGUUUAUUAUGUGAGAGACCCACAACCAAGACAUCAGAAGCAAAAGAAAUGAGUAGAUAGACAAUAAUGUUAGUUAUCCAUCCUUGAGGUCCUGUUCCUUCAUGUAAUCUCAAUUCUUUGGUUAGCUACAGCCCACAGGUUUAAUAAACUGGUAUAAACUCCAAUAGAAAAAAGAGAGAAAAGAGUACACAUUUGAGUGCUCUAUAUGA
Messenger RNA from Cucurbita maxima (winter squash), 1408 nucleotides. Its product is annotated as mitochondrial substrate carrier family protein E-like. Bases 1 to 1059 code for a protein of 352 amino acids. The record is from RefSeq and is a predicted model, not a curated record. Lineage: Eukaryota; Viridiplantae; Streptophyta; Magnoliopsida; Cucurbitales; Cucurbitaceae. The transcript has 9 exons.